GCGUGUAGACCAGGGUCCUACAAGGCUUUGUCAGGGAUUAUCAAGUGUUCCAAGUGUCCUCCCCACAGUUCCAGCCAUGACCAGGCAGCCACGCUCUGCCACUGUGACAAAGGCUUCUACCGGGCAGCCAAGGACCCCUCCACCAUGGCAUGCACACGCGCUCCAUCGGCCCCCAGGAACCUGAUCUCUCUCAUUAACGAGACAGCUCUGUUCCUCACCUGGUCUCCGCCUAGCGACAGCGGUGGCAGGAAGGACCUCACUUAUAACAUCAUGUGCCAGCGCUGUGGCAGUGGCGCCUCCGGUGGCGAGGAGGACUGUGAGCCGUGUGAGACCGACCUGCGCUUCGUACCACGCCUCCUGGGCCUCACCGGGACCUCGGUGGCUAUUCUGGACUUUGCCACACACGCCAACUACACCUUCCACGUAGAGACGGUCAAUGGAGUGUCUGGACUGGGAGGAAACACCAGACCCCUGGCUAACAUCACUGUUACUACUGACCAGACUGGUCCUUCUCUGGUUGGCGUGGUGAGGAAGGACUGGGCGUCUGACAACAGUAUCGCCCUCUCCUGGACGGAGGUGGAACAGCAGCCCAACGUCAUACUGGACUAUGAGAUCAAGUACUACGAUAAGGACCAGGAACAGUCGGGCUACUCAUCGACCCGUACCAAGGCCCCGGGCGUCGUCGUGACCGGUCUCAAGCCCUCCACCGUGUACGUGUUCCACGUGCGCGCUCGCACCGCCGCAGGCUUCAGCGCUUACAGCAACACGGUUCACUUCUCCACCGGGGACGAGUACUCAGGCAUGGCGGCUGACCAGGGGCAGGUGCUCGUGGUUGUCACGGCAGCCGUGGGUGGGUUCUCCCUGCUCAUCAUCCUCACCCUCUUCUUCCUCAUCACCGGACGGUGUCAGGUGUUCAUCAAGGCUAAGAUGCAGUCAGACGAUAAGAGGAGGGCUCACUUUCAGAACGUGCUUCCUUUCCCUGGUAUCAAGACGUAUGUGGAUCCUGACACAUAUGAAGACCCAACGCAGGCUGUCCACGAGUUCACCAAGGAGAUAGAUCCUUCUAGAAUACGCAUCGAGAGGGUGAUAGGAGCAGGUGAGUUCGGGGAGGUGUGCAGCGGGUGUCUGCGUACCCCAGGUCAGAAGGAGAUCCCGGUGGCCAUUAAGACCCUGAAGGGAGGCUACGUGGAACCCCAGAGACGAGACUUCCUCAGAGAGGCCUCCAUCAUGGGACAGUUUGACAACCCCAACAUCAUACGGCUGGAAGGAGUGGUCACCAAGAGCAGACCUGUGAUGAUCGUGGUGGAAUACAUGGAGAACGGAUCCCUGGACUCUUUUCUGAGGCAGCAUGAUGGCCACUUCACAGUGGUCCAGCUGGUGGGGAUGCUGCAUGGCGUGGCGUCAGGGAUGACCUACCUGUCUGACUUGGGCUACGUGCACCGUGACCUGGCCGCUCGCAACAUCCUGGUAGAUGAGGGUCUGGUGUGUAAGGUGUCUGACUUCGGCCUGUCCAGAGUCCUAGAGGACCACCCUGAGCCUGCAUAUAACACCAUGGGGGAUAAGAUCCCGGUCCGUUGGACAGCUCCCGAGGCCAUCACCUACAGGAAGUUCUCUUCAGCCUCCGACGUCUGGAGCUUCGGCAUCGUCAUGUGGGAAGUGAUGUCGUACGGGGAGAGACCUUACUGGGAGAUGUCCAAUCAGGAUGUGAUCCUGUCUAUAGAGGAGGGUUACCGUCUCCCUGUCCCCAUGGACUGUCCCGGGGUUCUACACCAGUUGAUGCUCCACUGCUGGCAGAAGGAGAGAGGGCAGAGACCUCACUUCAACAGCCUGGUCUCCUUCCUGGAUAAACUCAUCAGGAACCCCACUAGUCUACUGACACUGGUUGACAACAGUUUUCCAGAAUCACUGGAGGACGUGCCGGACUACCCUCUGUUCAUCUCCAUCGGUGAUUGGCUGGACUCCAUCAAGAUGAGCCAAUACAAGAACCAGUUCCUGGCAGCAGGGUUCACCACCCUGGACUCUGUCUCCACCAUGAGUCUAGAGGACAUCAGGCGUAUCGGUGUGUCUCUGAUUGGCCACCAGAGGAGGAUAGUGAGCAGCAUUCAGAGUCUCCGUCUACAGUUCCUCACCGUCCAACACAACGGCUUCCACAUCUAAACCAACCCCCAGAACGCUAGGACCGCACAGACAGACAGACAGGCCUGGGUGUGUUCAUUUGGCACCGAACGGAAAAGAAAACAAACUGAAAACAGAGAGCGAUUAGCUGAACUCGUUUAAUAAGAAACGCUUGUUUCUAAAAUUCUAGAUGUUCUCUCGGUCGGACUGGUGAACUGUUACCCGCGGACUACAUUGGUUUUUACCAAGGAGGCUUCUGUCCCUGAUCCAGAAGACUUGAGAUGGAGGUAGUUUCAGCCCACGUCCUGAACAGCACCCUUUUCCCUUCAUGGUGCACCGUUUAGGACAGACACGCGCAGUACCAAGCACAUGGAGAGGCAAGUGCACUGAUGGGUCUUCCUCCAAUCAGGUGGACGGAGACGGACUGAAACAGGACUCUCCGUUUAGGACAGACACGCGCAGUACGAAGCACAUGGAGAGACAAGUGCACUGAUGGGUCUUCCUCCAAUCAGGUGGACGGAGACAGACUGAAACAGGACUCUCCGUUUAGAGACCACUACUUUUGACAAAAAAAUGGGAUGAUUAAAUGUGUCUUAUUUAUUUCAGAUGUUUUGUUUCCUUGUUCAAUUAUCAAGCAGCAGAUUCUGACCAAUAGGAAGAGAAAGGACAAUGUGGAGGAGAUUCUGACCAAUAGGAAAAUAAAGGACAAUGUGAAGGAGAUUCUGACCAACUGGAAGAGAAAGGACAAUGUGGAGGAGAUUCUGACCAAUAGGAAAAUAAUGGACAAUGUGGAGGAGAUUCUGACCAAUAGGAAGAGAAAGGACAAUGUGGAGGAGAUUCUGAACCAACUGGAAGAGAAAGGACAAUGUGGAGGAGAUUUUGGAGCAAAGAGAAGACAAGUGAAUGUCAUCUGAUUUUAUAAAUGUAUAAUCCAUCAUCAACCAUAAUAUGUGAAGUAUUUGUGGAAAAGUCAUGUUCAGU
Messenger RNA from Oncorhynchus mykiss (rainbow trout), 3096 nucleotides. The record is from RefSeq and is a predicted model, not a curated record. NCBI's taxonomy places the organism in Eukaryota, Metazoa, Chordata, Actinopteri, Salmoniformes, Salmonidae.